AUGCCCACAUACCACAGCCCUCCCCAGACGCCCGCCCGCUUUCCCUUGCAUCGUACCCCUUUACCCCUGUCGACAUCACACUUCCACCCCAGCUCUGCCCGGAACAGCAACACCAGCCUCGGCAGCAAGACACCCAAGCAUAGAAGCCGCAAGGACGACGACGACUCGCAAUACAAGAUCCCCUUCGUCUUCCUGGGCUCCAUAGCGGCCGCUUCAUGGCUUGCCCACCGGUUCUGGCCCAAGGGGUUCCCGCAGGGCGAAAAGGAGGACUGGGAGCUGUCAGACCACGCCAGGCGGGCCAAGCAGCGGCGCGAAGCGGAAAAGGCUGAAAUGAGCGCCCGCCGGGCCGACCGUCGCAGCAGCAGCAUGAACCGCAGCAACAGGGAGCCCUCGACUGCGUCCGACGCGUUUGGCAAGGAGGAUGCAUUGCGAGACUACGACAGCUACCGUGACCGUGAAGGAGAAGGGAGGGGAGGGUAUUACCCCUCUUCCAAGUCUAGAGCCACAGCCAACGAGGACAGGGAAGUGUACAAGUACCGCUCCCAACCUCCUUCCCCACGCCCACGCUACAGCAGCCGGAGCGUAGACGGGUAUGGCGCUGCCACCAACAGCAACAGCCGCGGCGGCAGCUCCUCAUCCCCCGUCUACACGGCGGUCCUCGACAGCGAGAUCGACCUCACAAUUCGAGAGGGGGCUUGA
Messenger RNA from Canariomyces notabilis, 699 nucleotides. RefSeq lists its product as uncharacterized. The coding region runs from base 1 to 699 and encodes 232 amino acids. NCBI's taxonomy places the organism in Eukaryota, Fungi, Ascomycota, Sordariomycetes, Sordariales, Chaetomiaceae. The record is from RefSeq and is a predicted model, not a curated record. The transcript has 2 exons.